UGGAGGCAGCGCGUGGGGUGCGCUCGCGCAUGCGCGCCGGAGACGAGGCGUGCGCGGGGGGCUUCGCGGCCGUUCCGCCAUGUUCCGGCGGCCCCCGCGUAACUUCCGCAGCCGGCGGCGGGCGGCCUCCAGCGGCAGCAGCGACGAGGAGCCGCAGUCGGUCGCCGCCGCCGCCCCGUCGCCAGCCCCCGAGCGGGAAGCGGAGCCUGAGGAUGGUGAGGGGGACCCUGGCAGCGCCGCCGCCGCCUCCCCCGAGAGGGACAGGGCCGCGGCGGAGGGGCCGUUGUCCCCGGAGGAGCCGGCGGGUAGCCCCGGGGGCCGGGAGCAGAGUGGAAGGGCGGCUGCGGGCCGAGGGCCGCGUCGAGCCGGAGCCGGGCUGGCGCCGGGGGGAAAGGCCCUGCUGAGCUUCGGCGGUGAGGAGGAGCGGGAAGGUGAAGAAUUUUUUAAAAUUAAGAAGCCAUCCUUCAAUGAAGUAACCUUUAGAAUUCAAAAGAAGGAACGCCUACUGCCUGCACAGACAGAAAUUGAAGAAAGCAAAAAAAUCUGUCAGUUGGAGCCUAGAACUGACAACACCAAGGCCACUUGUGAGGAAGAAGAGGAGGAGGAGGAUGCAAGUUAUUCCUCACUAAGUGAGGACUAUAACAGCUCAGACUCUGAAAAUGAAUCCAGCUCUCCACAGAGGAGGAAGGAUUUAUCACCAGGUGGUAUCCCCAGUGCAGCUUGUAUUGAUGCUGCUCGGAGGAAACGUCAUGUAGCCAGGACACAGGCAGAUUAUCUGCCACUGGAUGUUUCGAACAGUCGUCAGGUCUCUCGGAGAAGAGAAAGCAGUGAUUUAGAGAGUGAAGAUGAGUCUGAUAUGAGGAGUCUCAAUUUUGCUCCUAAAAUGAGAACUCUUAGGCAGAGGAUGACUGAACACAUGGUGUCUGUGAGCGGUGAAUCAAGUGAAGAUGAAGCACAAAUAAAGUGGGAAGAACAGCAAAUAAAGAAAGCCAUUAAACUCUCUCAGGAAACUUAUGAUGAUGCUUCCCUGCGUAAAUCUCCAGUAGCUAAACCAAAGUUUGAUCCCUCUGUUUCUCUACCACCUGUGAACUUGGAAAUUGUGAAGAAGCGACUGUCUGAAAGGAUAACAUCAUUGCAGGAUGUGCACUGUGCCCACCAGAGGGAGUAUGAAAAAUACAUGAAGGACAUUGAAAGUUCAAAGAUGGCUGUCCAGGAGUUAGAGAAGUCUUCGGAUGCAGCUCAGAAUUACAAAUUCUACAGGGCCAUGAAGACAUAUGUAGAAAACUUGAUCAACUGUUUGAAUGAAAAACUGAAGUACAUUAAUGAUCUAGAACUGGCUGUACACGUACUUCUUCAGCAACGAGCCACGAGAGCAUUGAAACGAAGGCAAGAUGAGCUUAAAAAUGAAUCUGCUUAUAUUCAGCAUCUGACAAGUGGGAAUGACAAACCAACUAAUGGCGGUUUGGAAGGUGAUGAGAAGACACAGCUUCUGGAAAUGUGUGAACAUCGAAGGUCUUGCAGACGGCAAGUGAGAGAGUGUUCAGGAGAAGCUGAUCACCAUGAAGGCUUGUCAAGUGAUGACGAGCUGACUCCGACAGAGGUGGCUGAGUUCCAGAAGAGCAAAGAUAACGUUUUAGAGGAUAGUAGGAAAAUCUUUGAAGAUGUUCAUGCAGAUUUUUGUGACAUCAGAAAAAUCCUGUUGAAAUUCCAGGACUGGAAAGAGAAGUUUCCCGACUCUUACUGUGAUGCUUAUAUCAGUUUCUGCCUGCCUAAGCUAUUAAAUCCAUUGAUCAGAUUUCAGUUAAUAAGCUGGAAUCCUCUUGAGCAGAAUUUUACAGAGAUGGAAGAAAUGCCCUGGUUCGGAGCUAUAGAAGAAUUCAGUGAUGCCAAAAACAUAUCCAAAACAAAAAGGGAUGAUGAUCCUGAUCAAGAAGUUUUGCCUAGAGUGAUUGAAAAAACUGUUCUUCCAAAAAUUACAGGGUUUGUAAAGAAUGUGUGGGAUCCUUUAUCUACUUCACAGACAAAGAACCUUGUACAGCUUUGCAAAAACGUGUUGGAAAAACAAGUCCUUUCCAAAACUGAAUGCAGUCGAGCAAAAGAGGAUUUGAUGAACACAGUUGUCCUAAGAAUGAAGAAGUCUGUAGAGGAAGAUGUCUUUAUUCCUCUGUAUCCUAAAAGCAUUGUGGAAGACAAAUCAUCGCUAUGUUCAAAAUUUCAGGAAAGACGAUUUUGGUCAGCUGUUAAGCUGCUCUCCAAUGUCCUUCUUUGGGAUGGGAUUGUACAAGAAGAUACAGUCCGUGAUUUGGGACUGAGCAAACUGCUGAAUCGUUACCUUCUUCUGAACCUCUUGAACACACCACCAGGGCCAGAUAAUAUAGAAAAGUGUAAUAAGGUGGUUGCGUGCCUCCCAGAAAGAUGGUUCCAAAGUCUUAAAAGCGGAUCAACUCUCCCCGAGUUACAGAACUUCUGCCAGCACUUGCUGCGAUGUGCCCAUACGCUACACAAGAACAACCACAGUAAUGAAACAAAAGAAGUUCUUCUCCUGCUGGUGAAAGUCAAAGCUCUGCACAUUGUUGAAGACUUCAUUGAAGAGCACAAACUUGAACACCUCAAAUCGAUGAUUGGGAAAUAGAAAUUUUUGAAGCAACAUUUUUAUUACUGAAACAAACCUGAUAUUCACACUAAAACAGUUCUAAUAUGCGGUUUAAUUAGUGGGUCGUGCCUACUCAAAGAUGUAGUGGUAACCACUGUCUUAUUGUUAAAUGCUUGAGUUUUUGUGUGUGUGUGUAUUUUUUGUUUUUUUUUUUUUUUUUUACCAAAUGUCUUCUACUGCUGUCUACUCCUAGGUUAAGGAGUCAUUUUAGAUGCUGCAGUUGUCAAAGUAAAGCGAUGGUUUGGGCAUUCUAGAACAUGUGACAUUGCUUUAUUGCUUUACCCUUUUUGGAAGGAUUCCUAGCAAGAUAGAAAAUGCCUGUAAAGUUUAUCACUGCUAGCUGGUAGACAGCUCUACAAGCCAUUUUCAGUAUUAUGUUGCUAAAUGUCACUCUGACUCAGCAGUCAUUGAGCUCUUCUACCUUGUGGCCCGCAGUGGCUUUUGAUAGGGCUAUUGUUAAGUCAUCCCUAGUGAAAAGGAAUUGGUAACGUUGCAGGGUUUUGACCCUGAUCCAGAAACACGGGGAGUCGGUGCGCAGGUGAGGAGUCUCAUGAAUGUUUAUUGAUGGUAAAUGUGGGUUCGGCGAGGUAAGAAGUAGCAGAAGAGAAUGUCUAGGGAAGAGCAAACGUAGUGAAGAGUGUCUGAGGGGCAUAGUUUUGUACCCGAGUGACACAGACUGGAGUUGUCACACAUCUCGCUCUAUCAGACUUCCACUGACAGACAUCUUGGUGACGAGCAGCACCAGAACAACUUCAGUUGCUUUCUAGUCACUGAAGUUCUAAGAGCGUCUUCCUUUGGCUUCCUUACUUCAUCAUACCCUUAUUAGAUUUCUUAUAUUUUUAUAACUUUGUAUAUUUGCAAUAAAUAGUGUUACAGAGCAACGAGGAUGCUUUAUUGUAGAAACUGCAGUGUAUCACAGACCCUGUAUGUUUUACUUGUGACUGUAUUUCUCCAGAAUCUUCUGGGACUAGAUUUUUAACUCUUUCUUGCAGACUUAAUCCCUAUGAUUUCUUUUAUAUUUUUUAAGUUAAAAACUAUAUUUUUGUAAAAUAUUUUAAUUGUAAAUACUUUAAUCAGUGUUACA
Molecule: messenger RNA, 3737 nt
Organism: Chroicocephalus ridibundus (black-headed gull)
Lineage: Eukaryota; Metazoa; Chordata; Aves; Charadriiformes; Laridae
Gene: GCFC2
Product: GC-rich sequence DNA-binding factor 2
Exons: 18
Coding region: 80-2632 (850 amino acids)
Biological process (GO): mRNA splicing, via spliceosome
Cellular component (GO): nucleus
Molecular function (GO): DNA binding
Source: RefSeq, a predicted model, not a curated record